Cornus florida is the source of this 537-nucleotide messenger RNA. RefSeq names its product IAA-amino acid hydrolase ILR1-like. The coding region runs from base 1 to 537 and encodes 178 amino acids. The transcript is spliced from 4 exons. Gene Ontology annotation, molecular function: IAA-Ala conjugate hydrolase activity. Lineage: Eukaryota; Viridiplantae; Streptophyta; Magnoliopsida; Cornales; Cornaceae. Gene Ontology annotation, biological process: auxin metabolic process. The record is from RefSeq and is a predicted model, not a curated record. Gene Ontology annotation, cellular component: endoplasmic reticulum.
AUGGACACAGUAUUGCAUUCCUAUAUAUACUUUUUUGACAAUGGUGUCGAUCUUCUUGAAGCAAAAGAGAGCAAUAAAUUUCAUCCUACACAAAUUGUGCAGGUAGUCACAGUUGGGUCCAUACAUGGAGGCCAAGCCGGAAAUGUGAUCCCACAUACGGUUGAAAUUACAGGAACUUACAGAAGCUUAACCUCUCAAGGUCUCUCCUACUUACAGGAAAGGAUCAAAGAGGUGAUAGAGAUGCAAGCAGCUGUGCAUCAAUGUAGUGCUGUGUUGGAAGACAAACCAAUGCCUCAUCCGGUAGUGGUUAAUGACGAGGCACUGUACGAACACGGGAAGAGAGUUGGGGAGAUCUUACUUGGGAAGAAGUUCCCCGCUGCAAUGUUUGUGGUAGGGACAAAGAAUGAGACUCUAAAAUCGGAUGAGCCAUUGCACUCGCCUUACUUUGUUAUUGAUGAGGAUGCUCUGUCCAUUGGAGCUGCGUUUCAUGCUGUUGUGGCAAUCUCUUUCUUAGAUAGCCAUGUUUUUUAUAUCUAG